Molecule: messenger RNA, 702 nt
Organism: Thunnus maccoyii (southern bluefin tuna)
Lineage: Eukaryota; Metazoa; Chordata; Actinopteri; Scombriformes; Scombridae
Product: nucleoredoxin-like protein 1
Exons: 3
Coding region: 1-702 (233 amino acids)
Biological process (GO): photoreceptor cell maintenance
Cellular component (GO): mitochondrion
Source: RefSeq, a predicted model, not a curated record
AUGGUGGACCUGUUCCUCAACCAUGUCCUGGUGGAGAACAACUGGGACCAGGAUGAGCUCAACACAGAGCGCGAGAUUGUCGCGAUCCUUGAAAACCGCAUCUUGCUGCUGCUCUUUGCAUCUGCUGAGAGUGAAAAGUGCCAGGAGUUUGCACCCGUUUUGAAUGAUUUUUUUAAGAGACUGAAAGAUCCAGCUUAUAUCGAAUACCCGAAACUGCUCACUCUCAUCUACAUCAGCUUGGACCAAUCAGAGGAGCAGCAGGAAAGAUUCCUCAAAGACAUGCACAAAAAGGUUCUGUUUUUGGCCUUUGAGGAUCCAUACAGGAAGGAACUUCAGGCCAUGUUUAAGGUGAAGGACAUACCAACAGUAGUGGUCCUUCGUCCUGACUGCUCUGUCCUCUCUCCAAAUGCUGUGCAGGACAUCUGUCGUUUCGGUACAGACUGUUUCCACAACUGGCAGGAGUCAGCAGAGCUGGUUGAGAGGACCUUCAUGCUCAACGAGGAGUUCGACAACCUAAAUAUGCGUACUGCCACUGACCCCGUGAGGAGACUCAAGUACAGAACAGAGGACGACAAGAGGAAAAAGAGAUGGUGGAAGUUAUGGGGGAAGGGAAAAGCUGGAAAUGAAGAGGUGGAAGAGAAAGAGGGAGCGUGGGAUACAAAGAGAAAGGAGGGAGAUAAAGGAACAUGGAGGAGAAGAUGA